Molecule: messenger RNA, 1440 nt
Organism: Sparassis crispa
Lineage: Eukaryota; Fungi; Basidiomycota; Agaricomycetes; Polyporales; Sparassidaceae
Exons: 5
Coding region: 1-1440 (479 amino acids)
Biological process (GO): protein N-linked glycosylation; cellular response to oxidative stress
Cellular component (GO): endoplasmic reticulum membrane
Source: RefSeq, a predicted model, not a curated record
AUGCUCCCAUCGGUGUCGACGCGCGUCUGCUGCGUUCCGUCUUUUCCUUUGCUCGCUCCCUGCUUUCCUCAAUCUCUUCACCGCCAGCAGCCUUCCCUGCCAGCCUUAUUUCUCCUCCCUCUGUCCCCGGCGCCAGGCGACCCUCCGCACGCGCCCUCUCCUCCUCGACGCUCCACCAGCGCCCUCGCUCUCACUCCGAUUUCUGCUCCGCCACCGCCUCCACCUCCGCUACCCCCGUAUCCUGGCUGCCAGCCUUCUCCGCCUCAUCCUCUGACGCGCUGUCGCGUACGAGCCCGACCCCGCCGUCACUCCGCCAUGAGCGCACCCAGCAGCAGCCCUCCGCCGUACUCCCUCACCCCGCCCGAGCCCUCCUUUAGCCCAGCAAGCAACAGACGUGCGGCCUCGUCUCCCCACUUGCGCCAGCCCCAGUAUCCCCUUCCGUCUCAGCGCGCCCGCCGUGCCCUCGUGCAGUCCGACUGCGACGACUCGGCCGACGAUACUGCCGCGUCGGAGGACGACAUACUCUAUACCACAUCGGCCAGCGCGAGCACCGGGUUUACAGGCGUCCUGCGGGCGCGUAUCCUCGGCAAGGGCAAGGCUCGCGAAGAUACCCUCAGGCCCAUCACUACCGCUCCCGGUGUGCGAUGCGCGGGCGAGACCGAGACCGAUGGAGAGGAUUCCCCGCGAAACCUGCCCACGGCGCGCAUAACUGGGCCGUCUCUCCGUCCGCUGCCCCAUACCCUGUCCGCCGUCAUGCCCGCCCUCGUAUCCUUCUCGCGUCUCCUUGCCAUCGUGCCGGCCGUGUUCGGGACCGUAUAUCUUUCUGCUUGCAUGCUCGGUCUGGGAGGGGAGAGCGACGUUUGGAAAGCCGAGUUCUUCGUCGCGGCGUUGUGGGCCGUGCUCACCGGCUGGCAGUGUCUCCAGAUGACGACGGGCCUUCUCAAGCGCUGGCGUGUGUACUAUUCCCCGCUCGCCACGCUCAUUCGCCUCUUUGCACUCCAGGCGAUCUGCUGGCCGGCGACGCACCUGACGUUGACGCUGCUGGAUUACGAGAAGCGGCCGGCGCUGUGCUGGGCGGUGGUGGGCACGACGACGUGCUGCUCGCGGAGCAUCCAGCUCUGGGUCACCUCCAACAUCGCGCCGGCGCCCCUGCCGCAUCCGCCUCCGCCGCCCGCGCUCGCGGCCUCGCAUUCCCGCCCCCUACACCCGUCUCACGCGCACGCGCAACACGACUCGCCCCUCUCGGCGCUCGCGUCCGCGCUGGGGAACGUCAUCGCGGGCGGCGCGCAGGACGAGCUGGAGUGGAAGCGCGGGCGGCGCCGGCGGUGGGACUGGGCGGAGGUCGGGCGCAAGUGCGCGCUUCCUGCGGGCGUGCUGUAUUUUGUGACCGCGUGGGCGGAGAUGAUCAGGCGCGAGGUGGAGCGGGGCCCGCCGUGCUAA